Messenger RNA from Myzus persicae (green peach aphid), 3572 nucleotides. Its product is annotated as T-box transcription factor TBX20-like. The record is from RefSeq and is a predicted model, not a curated record. Gene Ontology annotation, biological process: regulation of transcription by RNA polymerase II; positive regulation of DNA-templated transcription; cell fate specification. Gene Ontology annotation, molecular function: RNA polymerase II cis-regulatory region sequence-specific DNA binding; DNA-binding transcription factor activity, RNA polymerase II-specific. Bases 606 to 2369 code for a protein of 587 amino acids. The transcript has 6 exons. NCBI's taxonomy places the organism in Eukaryota, Metazoa, Arthropoda, Insecta, Hemiptera, Aphididae. Gene Ontology annotation, cellular component: nucleus.
GCGACGACGGCGACGGCCGGCUCACUCAUACACGAGACCGGUCGCCGGUUCGUCGAUUGUCACCCGCGGCGCGUGUGCGUCCGUUUUUAUCGUUCGUCGACCGCAUAAACACGCGUUUCACCUUACUCCGAGCUCGCACUCACAAUAAUAUUACAAUAAUAUUAUUAUUAUACCAAUUGAACAUUAUUAUAUGCGUUUAUAUUGUAUGUCGGUAGGCGCCCGUGACAAUCGUCAAUAUUAUACUAUUAUAAUAAUAUUAUAAUUAUAUGUGUGAUAUUGCGAAAACGGCAUAGCUAUCAUUUCGACAUUGAUGAAAACAAAAUAAUCACGAUAAUAAUAUUAUGAUACACACGUGAGACGAUAGUGUUGUUAUUGUUUUUGCGUAGACGAUAAUUCUAUUGUCGCGGCUUUCGAUAGCUGUAUGUGAUAAACUCAUUCGAUAUUACACUUUCGUCGUCGUCGUUGUCGUCGUGUUCAAACCGUCAACCACGUACCAGUUCGGUCCGGUAUUCACGUGCGACUACCGCAACCACGGUAUAAUAGGAGGAGGAGCAAGGACCGUUUCAGACAUUGCCAUACGGCCGCGGAGUUCGGCGCAUAGGUAUAUGGUGCCGGCGAUGGAACAGAACUUUACUCUGCGGCCGUGCGCCACGGACUUUUCAGUGGCCGCCAUAUUGGCGCGACGCGAUCAAGGUGCCGUGGCCGCGGCUGCUGCCGUAGCAGCGGCCGCUGCGAUCGCGGGAAAGCGGCCAACCGCAGCAACCGCGACAGCCACCGCCGACGAACAGUCGUCCUCGUCCUCGUUGUCCACACCGUCACCGCCGGACGACGGCGAUGACAGGGACCAGCGCCGUCACCACAUGCAUCACCAUCACCAUCACAACCACCACCGCCGCCGUCACCAUCAAACCGUUGCCGCCGCCGCCACUGACGACGACGAAGACGGAAAACCGCUGAGGAAACGGCGCCUGAGCAGCGACACGAUGGUCACGGUCCGGUCGUCCCGGGCCUCGCCGGCCGACGAGAUUGUCAUAUCGUCGUCUACGUCCAGUCCGCCGCCGCCGUCGGUUUCCGCGACCACCGGGUCAUCGGAUCCGGUGCUCGAGGAACGGUGCAACUCGGAAGAGCUGCAGCAUGUCAGCUGCCGGCUGGAGACCAAAGACCUGUGGGACAAGUUCAACGAGCUCGGCACAGAGAUGAUCAUCACGAAAACGGGCAGGAGGAUGUUCCCGACCGUCCGGGUGUCGUUCACGGGGUUGCGGGCGGACCAGCGGUACGCGGUGCUCAUGGACAUCGUACCGGUGGACAACAAGCGUUACCGUUACGCGUACCACCGGUCAUCGUGGCUGGUGGCCGGCAAGGCGGAUCCGCCUGCCCCACACAGGCUGUACACGCACCCCGACUCGCCGUUCACGGGCGAUCAGCUGCGCAAGCAGGUCGUGUCCUUCGAAAAGGUCAAGCUCACUAAUAACGAGAUGGACAAGCACGGACACUUGGUGUUGAACUCGAUGCACAAGUAUCAGCCGCGCAUACACCUGGUGAAGAGAAACAGCGAGUCAACAGGCGGACAUUCCGUUGUGGACUUAGAAGCCGAAGAGUACAAGACGUUCGUGUAUCCGGAAACGACGUUCACGGCCGUCACCGCUUACCAGAACCAAUUGAUAACCAAGUUGAAAAUCGACAGCAAUCCGUUUGCAAAAGGUUUCCGAGAUUCGUCGAGGUUGACCGAAUUCGAAAGGGAAACGAUGGAGUCGAUGUUGAGCGAGCACCACAUGCUAAGAACGCCGUUGCUGGACCCAGGCGGUGGACUCAGCCAACUGACGGCCGAAGAACGGGCUGUUCUGGCAGCCAGGUCCCAGCUGUUCCUGAGGGCGGCAGCGGCCGCGGCCGCAGUGAGUGGCCCUUAUGGUCCGCUGUGCGGCAUAUAUAACGCGGCCGCAGCGGCCGGCGGCCAACACCUGUGGAACCAGUGGGCGUCGAUGCAGGGCCCGGCAGGCCUCUACCAGCAACUGGCCGCGGCCGGCGGUGGAGGUCCCACGGCCAUGGCUGCCGCCGCUGCAGCCGCAGCCGCCGCCGCUCACCAGCAGCAGCAACAGCACCACCACCAUCAGCAGCAGCAACAACAGCACCACCAUCACCAACAACAACAACAACAACAACAACAACACCACCACCAGAGUUUGUACCAACAACACCAGGCGGCCGCCGCCGCAGCGAACGGAUUCAGAUUUUCGCCGUACUUGGUCACUCCGCCUCAGCUGUCAGCGGUAGCGGCCGCGGCCAGAUCGCCGUCACCGUCCUCGCCGGACACAGCCUGUUCGUCGGACCGUUCGGCUCACGGUGGUGGCCAUCGGACGACGCCGCACUAACAACCGGAAGCAUCUGUUUAUAUGAUAUGUGUGUGGGUUGACCGGAAGCGAUUCGUGUAUUAUAUUUUUAUGUACCUUUAUGAUGGUAUCCGUGAAAUUAUAAACUGUAAAAAAAUCUGGGAAAAAAGUCCGAGAAAAAAUUGAUUUAAAACAACUAUUUUAAUUGUUAUUUUAUAAAAUUAUUUUUCGACCUAUAUUAUUCAUUCAAUGUUUUUGUUUUUUUGGACUUUUUUUUCUCCCGUGAAUUCGUUUCCUUUUAUCCUGUAAAAUAGAAUGGACCUUAGAAUCGGGUCUGCAGUGUGUAAUAUAAAACAAUUCAAUAUUGUGUGUACAGCGUUUUCCGUGUAUUUCGGUUUUCGUGACGACUCUCGAUCACCGGAUUUCCGGUUUCUCAUAGUCGAAAAUCGCUGGAGACGGGUCGUGUGGACUGUGGAGCACUUAACAGUCAAUCGAUCACCGAUGGUUGGCAUGACAAAUGGCGUUUCACCGUCGUACUUGGGUAUGGCGAGAUUAUGCGAUUCCGGUGCUGAUGGCGGAAAACGCUUCAAAUUUCUUUUUUUCUUUUUAAUUUUUAAUUUCAUUUUUAACGUUAUCAUUAUCAUUACUAUUAUAUACAUAUUAUAUUAUAUAUUACUAUAUACAUCACCUCUGGAUGAUUUCUCGAAUGUGUGACACUCGAUAUGUCGUUGCGUAUUAUUUGUUUUAUUAUUAUUAUUAUUAUUAUUAUUAUUAUUAUUAUUAUUAUUAUAAUUAUUACAUUUCGAAUGUCCGCCGCCGCCGUUGAUCUUUAUUUAAACGGUGACCUAUACAGUAUGGUACCUGGUAUACCGUGAUUUCGUGCUUGAGAUAAUAUUAUUAUUAUUAUUAUUAUUACUGUCGUACGUCGUAAAACGUUCAACAAUAUUACCUACCUAUAUUAUACAUUAUUAUUGAAUAUUAUUAUUAUUAUUAUUAUUAUUAUUAUUAUUAUGUUAUUAUCAUCAUUAUAAUUAUUAUUAUGUUUUACUCGCACCAGCGUUUCGCGUUUCCACCGCCAGAAUAUUAAAAUAUUAUGCGCUUGUGUCUGUCUAUACCUAUUAUUAUGUAAGUACGUCAUAUUAUAUAACACAUAACUACAAUAAUAUUAUCUGUAUAAUAGUUCGUAUAAUAUAUUUUAUGUAAUGUGUUUACAAAUAAAGCGACGCAAUUGUAUUAAUGAUUAAA